Messenger RNA from Cyclocybe aegerita, 396 nucleotides. NCBI's taxonomy places the organism in Eukaryota, Fungi, Basidiomycota, Agaricomycetes, Agaricales, Hemipholiotaceae. The record is from the annotation of a GenBank genome assembly.
AUGAACGCCGCCCAAAUGUAUGAAUCGAUGGGUCUGAAGGUCCCAAACAAGCCUCUUCCAUACGGUGGUCGACCGAAAUACGUGAAGUUUGCACCAGGAGACAAAGGAGAACAUCUCCCGGCCGUUUUCUUCGAAGACCCUCGAAAUUUCAGGCCUGAGCCAGGUCCUCUGGGCGAAAUCCAUGCUUGGGGGCUCUAUCCAUAUGUAUACGACGAACCAGAAUGCGAUAAUGAAGGGCGAAGUGAUGACUUGAACUGGCCUGCUUUUGACGGCGUCCAGGCCAUGAUGCGACAGAUGAAUUCACAGAUGUUGUACUUCGGAGGCUCGGAAGAUAGAAGUCCGGAGGGGCAAUUUAUGAAAGUGCUUUUGGACCGACGGUCAUCCACCGGCCAAUGA